AUGACUAGAGUUGUUGGCUUAAUCGGCGGCCCAGUGCAUUCUGCGAACCUCCUCAUCCGCUCAAUCAAUUACGCCGACAUUGCCCGCAUGGUGACGACAAAGGACUUUGAAGGCAUGACCAAGCUGCUCUGCCAGUGCGGCCAGGAACUCCAGAAAGCCGGGGCCCAGUCACUGGUCCUCUGUGCCAACGUCGCCCACAAGGCGGCCGAUGCCUUGGAGGAGCAUUCAGGACUACCAGUGCUGCAUAUAGUGGAUUCGUCUGCGGAGAAGAUUGUCAGCGCCGGGCAUCACAGGGUCGGGCUCUUGGCUACCAGGGCCGUCAUGGAGGAAGACUUCUACAAGGCAAGGCUGAUUGAGAAGUUUGGUCUCGAGGUCUUGGUUCCAGGUGAGGAUUUCAGGGAACGCGUUGACGGUCUAAUCUUUGACGAGCUGAGCAAGAACCCUAUUGCGAAAGAAGCGAAAGAUCAUUUCCACAACGCCUAUGAAGAGUUGGUUCAACGCCAUAAAGUUGACUGCGUCAUUUUGGCGUGCACAGAACUUAGACUUGUAUUCAACGACGAAGACUUCACUGUUCCCACAUUUGAAACCACGGGGUUGCAUGCGAGGGGGAUCGCUGAAUGGGCUCUUCUCGAAAAUUAG
Messenger RNA from Clonostachys solani, 639 nucleotides. NCBI's taxonomy places the organism in Eukaryota, Fungi, Ascomycota, Sordariomycetes, Hypocreales, Bionectriaceae. The record is from the annotation of a GenBank genome assembly.